AUGACGGCCACCCCUGACUACUUCCACUGUAUCAGGGAGCCGCGGUUUCGCGCCAAUGUGUACGAGCCGGAGGCCGACACGUUUUUGUUGCUUGAGACGCUUGACAAGGACGCGGACCUGCUCCGCGCACUGCGGCCGCGUCGCUGCGUGGAGAUUGGCUGCGGCUCGGGGACUGUAAUUACUCACCUGCAACUCGUGUUGGCUGGUGCCUCGGGGGGCGCGAGUGGGGCACAGGAGGAGCGGCGAUUGAGCAGCAACAGCGGCAGCGCGUGGCGAGUACAGUGCCACGCAGUCGACAUAAAUCCCGUGGCGUUGGAGGCAACUAGUAUUACAUGGAGAACGUCGCUGCAGCGUCUAUGGGGCGCUGCGGCUCCUCCGCUGCAGCUUCACCAUGGGGACCUGUUUGCCCCUUUCCAGCGUGACUGCACAGAGGGCCGGCGGGCGGCAGCGGCCGCAGACUUCGACGUAAUUCUUUUCAACCCGCCGUACGUUCCAACCAGCGCAGAAGAGCUGGAGAGUGCAGGGAAGGAGGGGAGCUUCAUUGCGGCAGCGUGGUGCGGCGGCCCACGCGGAAGGGUGGUGGUGGAUCGGUUUGUUGCUCAGCUCCCCCGUUUCCUCUCCGCCGGCGGCGUCUGCUACAUUGUUGCGAUUGCCCAGAAUGACGUGCCCGGGCUGAUGGAGACGAUUCGCGCCGCCUUCGCGGGGGCGGCACAAGCCGCUGCCGAGGCCGUGGUGGAGGUCGCGGUUGCCGCAGAACGGUACACCGGGGAACAGUUGAAGGUGAUCCGAGUGCAGCGGGGGGCCCGGCACAAUUCCUGA
This is a messenger RNA of Trypanosoma conorhini, 819 nucleotides long. RefSeq names its product N5-glutamine methyltransferase MTQ2. Gene Ontology annotation, molecular function: S-adenosylmethionine-dependent methyltransferase activity; nucleic acid binding; protein methyltransferase activity. Lineage: Eukaryota; Euglenozoa; Kinetoplastea; Trypanosomatida; Trypanosomatidae. Bases 1 to 819 code for a protein of 272 amino acids. The record is from RefSeq and is a predicted model, not a curated record. Gene Ontology annotation, cellular component: eRF1 methyltransferase complex. Gene Ontology annotation, biological process: methylation. The transcript has a single exon.